Molecule: messenger RNA, 872 nt
Organism: Drosophila biarmipes
Lineage: Eukaryota; Metazoa; Arthropoda; Insecta; Diptera; Drosophilidae
Product: elongation of very long chain fatty acids protein F
Exons: 2
Coding region: 53-850 (265 amino acids)
Biological process (GO): sphingolipid biosynthetic process; very long-chain fatty acid biosynthetic process; fatty acid elongation, monounsaturated fatty acid
Cellular component (GO): endoplasmic reticulum membrane
Molecular function (GO): fatty acid elongase activity
Source: RefSeq, a predicted model, not a curated record
CUUAUCGAUCAGUUGCUGCUACACCGACGUCGUUACCGCACAGUUUUUCGAAAUGUUUGCCCACAUAGCGGACUUUCUGAGCCGAUCCCCGCCGGAUCCUGUGCGACUGCCGCUCACCGGCAGCCACUGGCCCGUCCUGAUAAUACUGACCACCUAUAUGGUGUUAAUAAAAAUAGUGGGCCCUUUGUUCAUGCGGAACCGAAAACCCUACGAUCUGAUUGGAGUAAUAAAGGCCUAUAACAUUAUGCAAAUCAUAUACAACACGGUCUUCCUGGUCUUUUCCGUCUACUUUAUGCUCGGGCCUGGAAACUUCAACUUUAAGUGCAUCACCAACCUGCCGCUGGAUCACGAGUACAAAAACUGGGAGCGAUGGCUUUGCUACUCAUAUUUCUUCAACAAAAUGUUGGAUCUUGUGGAGACUGGCUUCUUUGUCCUGCGAAAGAAGUACCGACAGAUAUCAUUUCUGCACGUCUUCCAUCACGUCUACAUGGUGUACAUUUGCUUUCUGUACUUGUACUACUUUGGCUAUGGUGGCAACGGUCUGUUCUUGGUCACCUUAAACGUAGUGGUGCACAUCAUGAUGUACACCUACUACUACCAGUCGUCUCUGAGCCAGAAUUCACAGGGAGACCUGUGGUGGAAAAAGUACAUCACCAUUGUCCAGCUGGCCCAGUUCGGAAUCAUUCUGUGUCACAGCCUUUAUGUCCUCCGGCAAGCUGACUGCCCCGCAUCCUACUUGUCAGCCACGUGGGGAUCGCUUAUAUCAGUUGUAUUUAUAAUUCUAUUCGGCAACUUCUACGUUCGGGCCUACAUCCUUCCGAGGAAGAAGGUGCCGCGAAGGGCGCACUGAAUAAAACCAAGAUCCUAGUUCA